This is a messenger RNA of Passer domesticus (house sparrow), 3289 nucleotides long. RefSeq lists its product as uncharacterized. Gene Ontology annotation, biological process: proteolysis. The record is from RefSeq and is a predicted model, not a curated record. NCBI's taxonomy places the organism in Eukaryota, Metazoa, Chordata, Aves, Passeriformes, Passeridae. The coding region runs from base 37 to 2103 and encodes 688 amino acids. Gene Ontology annotation, molecular function: serine-type endopeptidase activity. The transcript has 7 exons.
UCUGACCCUCAUAGGGUGUCCCCAAAGAGGGGGGUUAUGAUGUCAUCACCCUCAUGGGGUGUCCCCAAAAAGGUCUCUGACGUCAUCACCCCCUUGUCCCUCACAGGUCACUGGGGUGUGGCAGCCGAGGAUGACGCAGUGCCGUGCGGGACCCCGGUGCACCGGCGCGUGGUGGGCGGCUCGGGCGCGCAGGAGGGCCAGUGGCCCUGGACGGUCAGCGUGGCCUUCCGGGGCCGCCACGUGUGCGGGGGAGCCCUGAUCGCCCCCGCCUGGGUGCUGACGGCCGCGCACUGCUUCCCGCCGGAGAACCCCCUCCCCGAGUACCGGGUGACCUUCUCAGGACCCCCCCAAACUGCCCCAAAACCUCCUCAAACCCCCCCAAAAUCCCCCCAAAACGUCCCCAGAAUCCCAAUUCCUGACCCCAAACCCCUUCAAAUCCCCCCCAAACCUCCCGAAAUCCCCCCCAAACCUCCCCCAAACCCCAAUUCGGAGAACCCCCUCCCCGAGUACCGGGGGUGCUGCAGCUCCUGUCCCCCCCCCCCCGACGCCCAGGUGCGGGGCGUGGCCUCGGUGGCGCGCCACCCGGCCUAUCGCGACUAUCGCGACAGCGACAGCGGGGCGGGGGCGGUGGCGGGGGACCUGGCGCUGGCCCGGCUGCAGCCCCCCGCCCGCCCCUCGCGCCUCGUGCGGCCCGUCUGUGUCCCCGCCGCCGGCGUCACCUUCGUGCCCGGGCUGAACUGCACCGUCACCGGCUGGGGACACGUCCGCACCGCCGUGCCGCUGCCACCCCCCGCGCACGCUGCAGCAGCUGGAGGUGCCCCUGCUGAGCCAGCGCCACUGCCACUGCCUGUACGCGCUGGGGACGGGGACAGGCGACGGGCUGGGGACACCCGCGGGGGACACGCUGUGCGCCGGGCUGCCGCAGGGCCAGCGCGACGCCUGCCAGGUGGGUGGCACCGCUGGCACCUCCCCUGUGGGGCUGGCACCUCCCCUGUGACACCCCUGUGCGAGUCUCACCUCCCCCUGUCACCGCUGUCACCUCCCCUGUGCCACUCCUGUGCCAGUGUCACCUACCUCCGUCACCGCUGUCACCUCCCCUGUGACACGCCCGUGCCGCUGUCACCUCCCUCUGUGCCACUCCUGUGCCAGUGUCACCUCCCUCUGUCACCUCCCCGUGUCCCUGCCGUGUCCCCAAGGUCCCUCUGUGUCACCUCUGUGUCCCCCAGGAUGUCCUUCAUCCUCACCGUGUCCCUAAUGUCCCCUCAGUGUCCCCAAUGUCCCCUCAAUGUCCCCUCUGUCCCCAGGGCGACUCUGGGGGUCCCCUCGCCUGCCGGUCCCCGUGUCCCCAAUGUCCCCAAUCCCCUCAAUGUCCCCAAUGUCCCAAAUCCCCUCAAUGUCCCCAAUCCCCUCAGUGUCCCCAAUGUCCCAAAUCCCCUCAAUGUCCCCAAUGUCCCCAAUCCCCUCAGUGUCCCCAAUGUCCCAAAUCCCCUCAAUGUCCCCAAUGUCCCCAAUCCCCUCAGUGUCCCCAAUGUCCCAAAUCCCCUCAAUGUCCCCAAUGUCCCCAAUCCCCUCAGUGUCCCCAAUGUCCCCAAUCCCCUCAGUGUCCCCAAUGUCCCAAAUCCCCUCAAUGUCCCCAAUGUCCCCAAUCCCCUCAGUGUCCCCAAUGUCCCAAAUCCCCUCAAUGUCCCCAAUGUCCCCAAUCCCCUCAGUGUCCCCAAUGUCCCCAAUCCCCUCAAUGGCGACUCCGGGGGUCCCCUCGCCUGCCGGCUCGGUGGCACCUGGCACCUGGCGGGGGUGGUGAGUUGGGGGGACGCCUGCGGGGUCCCCGGGCGCCCGGGGGUCUACACGGGGGUGUCCCCGCACCUGCCCUGGAUCCUGUCCCUUGUCCCCGAGCUGGCCCCGCGCCACGCGCCCCCCGACGUCCCCAGGGCCACCCCCGAGCCCCCCGGGGGGCCCUGUGACAUCGGGGACCUGCCCCCGGGCUGGCCCCGGCCGCUGCCCCCCGGCCCGGGGGGGGACACGGGGGCGGGGGUGGCACCGGGGGGGGACACGGGGCUGCUGCUGGGGGCGCUGGGGGGGGCGCUGCUCUGGGCAUUGGGCUGAAAAACCCCGGAUUUGGGGGUCCCUGUUCUCGUUUUGGGGUGAAAAACCCGGAUUUGGGGUCCCUGUUCUCGUUUUGGGGUGAAAACCCCCAGAUUUGGGGGUCCUAGUCCUGAUUUGGGGGUGAAAACACCCAAAUUUGGGGGUCCUGCUCUGGACUUUGGGGUGAAAAACCCCGAUUUGGGGGUCCCGGUUCUGAUUUUGGGGUGAAAAUCCCACAUUUGGGGGUCCCUGUUCUCGUUUUGGGGUGAAAAACCCGGAUUUGGGGGUCCCUGUUCUCGUUUUGGGGUGAAAAUGCCAAAUUUGGGGGUCCCGGUUCUGAUUUGGGGGUGAAAAUACCCAAAUUUGGGGGUCCUGGGUUGGGGUCAGGGGUGAAAACACCCAAAUUUGGGGGUCCUGCUCUGGGCUUUGCGGUGAAAACACCGGAUUUGGGGGUCCCGGUCCUGAUUUUGGGGUGAAAAUCCCACAUUUGGGGGUCUUGCUCUGGGUUUUGGGGGUCCUGGCGUGGGGUUUGGGGUGAAAAACCCUGAUUUGGGGGUGCCAGUCCUGAUUUUGGGGUGAAAACACUGAAUUUGAGGGUCCCGGUUCUGAUUUUGGGGUGAAAAUGCCAAAUUUGGGGGUCCUGGGGUGGGGUUUGGGGGCCCUGCUCUGGGUUUGGGGGUGAAAAAUCCCCAAAUUUGGGGGCCCUGGUUCUGAUUUUGGGGUGAAAACACCGAAUUUGGGGAUUCUUGGGUUGGGUUUUGGGGUGAAACUUCUGAAAUUUGGGGGUGCUGAUCCUGAUUUUGGGGUGAAACCCCCAAGAUUUAGGAGUUCUGCUUUGGGGUUUGGGGGUUAAAACGCCGGAUUUGGGGGGUCCAAAAUAGGGGGGACCCCAAAAAUGGGGGUCAGACCCCAAAAAUGACCCUAAAAAUGAGUGUGGGACCCCAAAAAUGAGUCCUGGGACCCCAAAAAUGGGGGUCAGACCCCAAAAAUGACCCUAAAAACGAGUGUGGGAACCCAAAAAUGAGUCCUGGGACCCCAAAAAUGGGGGUCAGACCCCAAAAAUAAACCCUGGGACCCCCAAAUUUGGGGUGUGACCCCAAAAUGGACUCGUGAGACCUCAAAAUGGAGCCCGGGGAGCCCCAAAUUCCCCCCCAAAACUCUGGGACCCCCCAAAAUCCCCCAAAAUAAAAAGUCUGAGACCCCUGCC